CGGGGCAUGCCGGGAGCGGGGGGCUGAGGGGCGGCCGGGGUCCCGUCUGGCCUCCCCCGCUCUUGCGCGGGGCGAGCUCCCCGCUUCCAGCCCUCCCGCUCCCCGCACGGCCACCCCUCGGCGCGGGGCGUGAGACUCCCGGGAGGCGGCGGGAAGGGGCCGUGAGGGGCUCGCUCUCUGUCUCUCUCGCCGCCCCGCGCCUGCGAGGCGCUCCGCCUGAGGUGGCGGGUGCCGCGGGACCCCGCGAAGCACGGCGCGGCUCCCGCAGGGCUGAACGGCGGGCGCCGGCGGGCGGGGCCGCCGCCGUUGCCUGGUUGCGGCAGGCCCGGCCUUCCCCUCCCCGCCGCUCCGCUCCGCUGCCGGCCGCCGCGCAGGGAUGAAGGCCGCCGACUGGUGCCUGAGCUCGGCGGGGGCUGCCCUCGUCCUGGCCACCUCCAGCGACGAGCAGCACCCCGCCGAGAACGUAGCGGACGGAAGUUCGGAAACGUUUUGGACGACGACAGGCAUGUUCCCACAGGAGUUCAUUAUUGGUUUUCCUAAAUGUGUAAAAAUCAGCAAAGUCGCAAUCCAGUGUUAUUUGGUGCGGACCUUAAGGAUUGAAAGAAGUGUAUCUAAAGACCCAGUAGGUUUUGAGCAGUGUAUUGAAAAAGAUUUGCAACACACAGAAGGACAGCUUCAAAUGGAAGAAUUUCCACUUCCUGAUUUCCAAGCCACUUACUUGCGUUUCAUCAUCAAAUCUGCCUUUGAUCAUUUUGUAUCAGUGCACCGGGUGAUGGCAGAGGGCACAGCAGAAGACACUUAAGUCCAGCUUAAAUUUAUACCUCAAUUUUUUUUAUAAAGAAGUUACAUUGAUAUCUGUAGUGCAGAGAAUAUUUAUUAUUAAAAUUGUGCAUUAAAGUGUUUUUUGAAGGUAUGUAUUCCCCACCAGUUUAAUGUAUGUAAUAGAAUAGAAUCAUUUAGGUUGAAAAAGACUUUUAAGAUCAUCGAGUCGAACCGCAGCGCAGUACUUGAUAAUUGUAGUAACAGCUUUCUAGUUUUAUAACCUAGACUGUUAGCCUAGAACACUUGAACAUAACUGAGUCCAUUUAAAUUGAUAUGUUUAUAUCAGGCUUUCUUAAUACAUGAAUUAAAACUCGAUUUCCUGUAAAA
Molecule: messenger RNA, 1149 nt
Organism: Harpia harpyja (harpy eagle)
Lineage: Eukaryota; Metazoa; Chordata; Aves; Accipitriformes; Accipitridae
Gene: IFT25
Product: intraflagellar transport 25
Exons: 5
Coding region: 377-802 (141 amino acids)
Biological process (GO): intraciliary transport
Cellular component (GO): intraciliary transport particle B; centrosome; cilium
Source: RefSeq, a predicted model, not a curated record